UGAUCAACUGCGUUUUCGCGAGUAAUGUGCGUGUAGUGUGCGUGUGCAACGGAAGCUGAAACGAGGCCUGAAAAGCAUCGGGCAACGGCGGAGCAAUCCAGGGAUAACGACGUAGUGACGACACUACGAUCCGCUGCUGUACAUCGUACUGGGAUGAGUCUGAAAUUAUUUUGAAUUGGAGUAAGGAUUUGUGAAUAAUACAGAGCGUUCUUGAUUCCAGAAAGAUUGUGCACGAAACGUUAGAAAUAUGACAACGACGAAUUACUUGGAUUUGGAUAUAAAUAAGCUGUUUGAGCAGCAUACCAUUAAAGAAAUCGAAGAGAUUCAGAAGAAGAUUCAACUGGAAAGUGAUAGGAAAAAAUUAGAAUUACGGACGUUAGUUGGGGAAAGAUAUCGGGAUUUAAUAUUAGCUGCUGACACAAUUGGAAAAAUGAAGAUAACGUCUGAGAAAAUUACCUCGAGAAUAAUUAACAUAGAGGAUAAAUUUAGGGAAUUGCAAAAAAAAUAUCUUAUCGGUUUCAAGACAGAGCCGAUUGAAGAUAAGCUGGACAAAAGAGGAUAUAUUUUUGAUUCCGUUAUCAUCCAAAUCAAAAUUCUAAUGGAUAUUCCACAAUACAUUUGGGCGAGCAUCGAGAAUCAGAAUUUGUUAUUUGCUACGCAAUUAUAUAUAAUAGCACAACAUAUAAAUUACAGUCUAAUGUUCGAAGUCGGCAGCACCGAGUUGUCACGAAGAUAUCCAAUUGUUUCAAAGCAAUGGGAUGUUAUCAUGCAAUUUAAGAAUAUUAUAUCUAAUGAAUGCAACAAAAUAUUGCAAUCGUUGGAUGUUUCAACCAUAAACGCUGCAAACUGCUUGGCAUCUCUGGUAUUUUUAAAUGAAUCGUCAUUUGCGGAUCUUUUAGAAAAAUUAAUAUCCACAAGAUGUAUGGCUAUUGAAUCUGUCAUUAAAGGAGAAGGUCACGACAGUGUUAAAAAUAAGCUCAAAUCGUGUAUGAAAAUACUUAUACAAACUGUUCAUUUAAUAUAUUCAUGCUUUAUAAAUGCAGAUAAUGCACCCGGAGGCUUGGUCUUACAGUUUGUAGCAGACAUAAAAGAUCAAGAAGCAUAUUCUUUACUGUCACAGCUAGAUUUAGAUCAAGAUUUACUCCAAGAAUUUCUACCAUCCGUUACCAAACAUCACAAACCAUUUGUUCAGGAUAUACCAAAAACUUUUUCUUUAUCAGCACUUCAAAAUAGUGUUAAAUCUUGGUUGGAGUGGGUGAAUAAUUUUUCUAAUCUCGAGAUCACUAAAUUAUUGGAUUUAAUAGUUUCUAUUAAAGGCCUAUAUAAUAUUCGGGAAGAAGCUAUCAGUAUAAAUCUACCAGAAAAUUGGAAUUCAAUAUGGGAGGAGCUUUCAUUACCGAGAAUAAGUUUCUGGAUAGAAUUCUUCCAACCUAUUAUAACUAGACGAGCAAAAUGUAUUAUAACGAAUAAAUGGACGGAUGCGCUGGCCGAUUUAAAAUCCGAUAUAACAGAAUUACUCGAUAAGAUAGCGCAUGAUAAAUUUGAAUUUCCGGAACACGAUUUACGAUGGUUUGUGUGGAAAGAUUCCCCUACCGACAUUCCGCAGAAGCUUACAAAGAAUGGUGGUUUAGAUAACAAAAGGUCCUUAUUAAUGAAGGCUAAAGGAUAUUCCCCAAAUGUGAUAAAAUUAUGCGAAAAAUUUGAUGAAAAUCUAUAUGCACUAUUAUCCGAUCUUGAACAUUAUUUAUACGAGACUGAACGAGUAAUAACAAUAAAAGAUAGUUUACUUUCGGUGAACAUAUCUCUAAUAGCGAAUUCAUUCUCCGAUCGUAAUGAAGUUCAAGAACAUUUGCAAGUAAUCAGCACAGAAAAAAUCGAAGAUCUUGUACAGUUUAUAAAGAACACAUGCGUUAAUGAUAAACCCAAACAUGGUCAAAGUGAUAUAAACGCUAUAGUUUUAGCAAGAUUUCUCUUUGCGUUAACUACUCUGUGUUCGAAUUUAAAUAAGUGUUUCACAUCGUCGAAAGUAUCCGGACUUACCAUUACAAAUGUCAAGUGGCAAGCUGUUUGUGACAAUUUAAAGGAAGAAAGUACUUGCAUGUGGUUCAUUUGGGCUAACAUAUAUAAAGUUAAAAUAUCUGAACAUAUGAAGAAAUAUAUAUUAAAAGAGCCAAUUGAUGGGCUGCGUGUUCACUGGAUCGUUUCGGAAUGGGAGAAAGUUACCAUCGAGGAAGAAUCCGGAGAGGGAAAACGAAUAAAGUCUGAAAUUUUAAUACCUUAUCAACCAUCGAUACCAUUGCAAAAAUUCUUGACCGCCAUUUGCAAAGAUUUAAAUAAGAUUAUACCUCACACGCUUCCAAAGAGAGUACUACAGCAAAUUAUCGAAAGUAUUAUUACAGAAUUAUUCAAUUAUUAUCUCAAUGCAUCUAAAAAUAUAGACCUUAGACAAAAGCAAGCGUUUCAAGUAUUGUAUGAUAUAAGAUAUUGUACAUUGCUCAUGGUGCCCCAUGAAAACAAAAUUCUUAAUGAAUUAUCAACAAAAACAUGUGAUGCAGUGCUUGCGAAAAUAGACCCAUUUGAUUAUGAUGUUUUUAAUCCGUUUAUCCACACUAACGUUAAAAAAUCUGUUCAAAGAUCUUUGUUGAUAUUUGGAAACUUGGUCAGUCAUUUGGAACAAUUACAUUCGAUAUUGGGUGCACGUAAUGAACACAUGAGCAAUGAGAGGACCGAACCGCCUGCAGUACUUGCAGUUUGUACAGGAGCACCAUGGUUCCCGCCUUUAACCGUAACCGCUCCAACAAGAAAUUUGCCAAUUUUGUCAAUGCCAGUACCCGAUAAAACGCAACGCAAGAAAAUAACGAAAGAGCACGCGAAAAAUGAGCCUACCAGUGCAAUAAAAUCCGGAGCAGCCGCGUUUUUCGGUGCUAUGGGAUCAGAUUGGUUUGGCAGUAGCAAUUAACUAUUUUUUCUAUUUUAGGAAGAUAUUGUAAAUAUUGUGUCAUAUAUCACAUUGUAAAUAAUUGUUAGUAAACAAUAUCUUUUUACCAUC
Acromyrmex echinatior (Panamanian leafcutter ant) is the source of this 3049-nucleotide messenger RNA. RefSeq names its product conserved oligomeric Golgi complex subunit 1 (gene Cog1). Lineage: Eukaryota; Metazoa; Arthropoda; Insecta; Hymenoptera; Formicidae. The record is from RefSeq and is a predicted model, not a curated record. Gene Ontology annotation, biological process: intra-Golgi vesicle-mediated transport. Gene Ontology annotation, cellular component: COG complex; Golgi apparatus.